AUGGCUCCUCGCAUAGAGUUCAGUAUCGAGCAGAUUCGAAAUAAGGCUCGCAAAGACCUCUUGUAUCUGCUUGAAGGUGUUCGUGGAAAGAAGAACGUUAUCCUCGAUCAGAGCCUUGUCGGCCCAAUCGGAACCAUAGUCAAGGUUGCAACUCUUCAAGAAUAUGGCGUGGACAAGUUCUUCAUUCUAGAAAAUGACAACGCCGACACAAGCCAGCGCAAUGUUGUCUUCAUCUCUCGCGGCGAAUGUGGUCGUCAUGCCGAGGCUAUAGCAGCCCAAAUCAAGCGCAUUCAGCGCGAAAGCCAGACAGGGCACGACUUCCACAUCUUUUGGGUUCCACGCCGAACCCUUGUAUCCGAUAAACUACUUGAAGAGGCCGGGGUAUUGGGCGAUGUCAAUAUCUCCGAACUUCCACUGUCCUUUUUUCCUCUAGAGAAAGAUGUCUUGUCUUUGGAGCUCGACGACUCAUUUCGCGACUUGUACCUCUCCAAGGAUGUUACACCCAACUUCCUCAUGGCGAAGGCUCUCAUGGAGAUACAGCAAAAUCACGGUCUCUUCCCCCGCGUUAUAGGCAAGGGUGAUAAUGCAAAACGAGUUGCAGAACUCCUUUCGCGUAUGCGCCAGGAGCUUCUUGCGGGUGAAGAUACAGCAGAAGCAAACAAGAUUGGGCUUACGCCUAGCACCACAAAUGAGAGCGUCAUUAUCAUUGAUCGCGAGGUUGAUUUUGUUACACCAUUACUCACUCAACUCACAUAUGAAGGUCUCAUAGAUGAGGUCUUCGAGAUUCACAAUAACCAAACCAAGGUUGACACAACUGUUGUGGGUGCCCCUGCGCAAGCCUCAACUGCGACCUCGCAAAGCCGCAAACGAACCAUCCAGUUAGACUCGGCCGAUAAGCUUUACGAACAGCUGCGAGAUGCCAACUUUGCAAUCGUCGGCAAUUUACUCAACAAGGCUGCCAGGAGACUGCAGAAGGUGCAAAGCGACUACGAAAGCAAACACAAAACCAAGACUAUUGCGGAGCUCAGAGACUUUGUCAGCCAACUACCCGGAUAUCAACAAGAGCAACAAAGCGUAAAGAUACACACAGGCCUAGUCGAAGAGAUCAUAAAACACACCAGGACAGACGAAUUCAAGGGGCUUCUGGAAGUCCAACAAAACCUCGCCGCAGGUGCCGACCCAUCAAGCCAGUCCGAUGGAAUUGAGGAGUUGAUAUCACGAGACGCUCCGAUAGCGCAGACCAUGAGAUUGUUGUGCAUUUAUUCAUGUAUAUCUGGGGGCAUCAGACCGAAGGAAUUCGAUCAAUUUAAGCGUCUCAUCUUACAAGGCUACGGCUAUCAGCAUCUUCUUACACUCAGUAACCUUGAGAAAUUGCAGCUUUUCCUCUCAAAAUCGUCGCCCCUGGCCGGGAUGAUACCCAUCCCAGGUACUAAUGUCGGGGCCGUUACGACAGGUAGCAAAACGAACUACACCUAUCUGCGCAAGCAGCUCCGUCUCAUUGUCGACGAAGUCCAGGAGGAUGAUCCCAAUGACGUAUCGUAUGUGUAUAGCGGUUACGCUCCUCUCUCUAUUCGCCUGGUCCAAUGUAUCUUGCAGAAGCAAUAUCUACUCUCUGUGACAAAAGGAAACAGCGCGAGCACUGCAGGAGCACCACCAGGUGUCGGUACGCAAGGUUGGCAGGGAUUCGACGAAGCUGUCAAACAUGUCCGUGGUCAGACGUUCUAUGAACACCAGAAGGGUGAAGACAAGGCAGUCAAAGCACGAGCUCUGCUGUCCGGCAGCGGUAAUAAGCAGACUGUUUUUGUUGUCUUUGUCGGCGGAAUUACUUUCACGGAGAUCGCCGCCCUCAGAUUUAUUGCCAAGCAGGAAGAAGGACGACGAAAUAUUGUCAUUUGUACGACAUCGAUCAUCAACGGGAAUAAGAUGAUGGAGGCAGCGAUCGAGAAACAAUCGUUCGCGAAAGAGAGCAAUAUCGUCAGCUGGGUGGCUGCUGAUAUGGCGUAUCUUAUGUCGGCGCAUGAAUUAGAAUGA
Molecule: messenger RNA, 2031 nt
Organism: Fusarium coffeatum
Lineage: Eukaryota; Fungi; Ascomycota; Sordariomycetes; Hypocreales; Nectriaceae
Exons: 5
Coding region: 1-2031 (676 amino acids)
Biological process (GO): intracellular protein transport; vesicle-mediated transport
Cellular component (GO): CORVET complex; fungal-type vacuole
Source: RefSeq, a predicted model, not a curated record